This is a messenger RNA of Phialemonium atrogriseum, 4338 nucleotides long. RefSeq lists its product as uncharacterized. Gene Ontology annotation, biological process: nuclear mRNA surveillance of mRNA 3'-end processing; nuclear polyadenylation-dependent snoRNA catabolic process; TRAMP-dependent tRNA surveillance pathway. Gene Ontology annotation, molecular function: helicase activity; zinc ion binding; RNA binding. Bases 1 to 4338 code for a protein of 1445 amino acids. Gene Ontology annotation, cellular component: TRAMP complex. The transcript is spliced from 3 exons. NCBI's taxonomy places the organism in Eukaryota, Fungi, Ascomycota, Sordariomycetes, Cephalothecales, Cephalothecaceae. The record is from RefSeq and is a predicted model, not a curated record.
AUGGCAGACAUUGAGCAUGUUGACGUGACCGACACGAAACGCGUUGACGUGGCCGAUAUUGAGCAUGUUGACGUGACUGACAAGUCUAACCCUCCCGAGGAUUUCGAUGACAAAGUUGAGCACUUGGACGGCGUACAAGACAUUUAUAACAAGGAUGGUGGCAAGGAUGAGGACUGGACACGUCCCAUCCAUGGAUAUCUCAGCAUCAAUGGCGAGCCCAUCAGCACCCCGAGUGCCAAAGUUGCGCAGUUCAUCGGUCGCCCCUCCAAGGAGUCUCUGGACGUCGCUAUCACGAUGCACGAUAGCGCUGACGACUUUGCCUCGCUGCACUUCAAGCUGCUCGCUCACGGUCUGGGCCUUGACGAUGAGUACGCCGGCCACAUCCUCAUCUGGGCAAUCGACCUCCUAGAUAUCCAGGCAUUCGAGCAGCCCGACCCCCUCGCGGCCUUGCGUCAUUACCGGGCGAAUGCCAAGGCGGUGUACGGUAAAGUGUUUGCCAUGACGGUCAAAGUGCGCUCCGUUCAAUUUGCCGUUCCUUACGGCAUCGAGAGCCAACUUCAGACUAUCUACGAAGGCAUUCACCAGGCCAAACAGCUUAAGAUGGUGAGAGAGUGUAUCAAUCGUGCCAAGCCGGACGGAUCCAUUACCUUUGACCUUCUCCUUCCCGCCUGUACCGGUUCCGUCGAGCUCUACAUCACGAAGCUCUGCAAUAUGUUCAUGCACCGGAGAAUCUCCGAUACGCAGCAAUCUCCUCUGCAAAUGUACUUCGCACGCUCUCCCGAUUCCAAGCUCCUCACCCUCGGCGACUGCCCGGCGCCGGGAGAGCCCGGAUUCCCGACCAACGCGCGCGGGAUGAGAAUCUUGCACUUCGCCAAGGCACACCAGCACCUCCUCUACAACGUUGCAGGCACCCAUUUUGACGAGAACCUGCAGCGGGAGGCUAUUGAGGCCCUGCCCUCCCAUCAGUUCAAUGCAUUUGUCUUCCCCCUCGCGCAAGUCGAGGGUGGUCGCCGCUUUCUCUGCAUCCUCGAUCCAGAAGGACAAGAGGUCCUGCUCCCAAGAAACGGCGAGGCCUGCAAUAUGUUCUUUGCGAAGGCAAUGUUUCUCUCAGAGGAUAAGAUAACCUCGAUUGCUCUCGAAGUCUUCAAGGUCCUACUUUUUGCCAUAGUUAAAGCAGACUUCUACAAGUCCGUUGUCAAAAAGGCGGGCAUGCACUUCAGCCGUGACCUGACAGAGGCAGAGGUCUAUGAGCUGCGCCAAACUGAGGUGGAGAAAGAUGACAGCAAUAACGAAGCAUGGCGAGCCCGCGUGUACAAGUGGAUACGCGAACAUUGCGACAUCCUCCGCGAUAUGGCCCUUGCCGAAGACGACAACGACCCUGCGCGCUGGUGGGCGGCGUGCCGCGUCGACUUACCGUCACCUCUCUUCAAGGCACAGUAUCAGACGUACAUGGUUUGGAAGCCGACAAAUAAGGACGCCGAGGCCGAGGAUAGCCUGCUGUUGGGGGUUGACUUGCCGUCCGUCGGAAACCCGCAAGCUGGGGAGAGCGCAGUCAGUUACUUGGCUCGCGUCAUGGAUCCUAACAACGCGCAACCCGUCAAGGUCAAGCGCGUCAGUUCCAACAAGACCAUCUGUGCCGAAGUUGAUGCUGUCAAUGCACUCAACUGUCCGCCUUCGGCCGACCCCCGACCCUCAGACGAGUCCGUCGCGGCAUUUCGAUACCUGUUACGAUUCAACGCAGACACCGCUCCCAUCGUUAACCUUCUAGAGGCGAUCCCGGCCCUUGGAAAUGUUGUCAACGACAACUCAUCUCCUCCUUUCGUCAAGAACCUCUUUGAGGGGAUGAAUAAGCCUAUGAAGGAGGCAUUUCGCGCCAUGGAUAGCCUUCCGGCCGGAAUCUGCUUCGUCCCUGGCGUUGCUGGCUGUGGAAAGUCAUACAUGAUGGAGAUGGCUAUCGUCUUCUCCCAGUUUGGGUCUUGCGCUGCCGAUGCUGAGCCCCACAAUGCGAUGCCGAACAAGCUGAAGGUGUUGUACCUGAUCAACAACAACGCGGGCGUGGAGGCCUUUACUAGCCGCCUCAUCGAGACGUACGAUGGUCUUGGGAUCGCAAACCACCCCGCCGUGUUGCGCCUCUAUCCGAUGGGGAGCGAGGUGAGGUCGGGCAUGAGCCAGGGACCUAAGCAGCAGCGCCCAGAUGUGUUUGCCGAGGGCGCGGCAGAGGCCGAGCGUGCCGCGAUGGACAUUGAGAAUCACUUCUUAGCGACUUAUGUCAUGAACGAAAUCUCCAUCAAUGUACACAAUGCCCAUGCCGCCGCCCGCAAGGCCAGGCGCCAUAACGUGGAGAAUUCUCUGCACUGCGCGGCACUCCGUUACUUUGAGGGGCACCGCACCGAGGAGCGCUUCGGGAAGCUCGCACGACUCCUCGACAGACUCCGGGCCGGCGAGAAGCUCGAUGGCAAAUCCAGGGCCUAUUUCGAAACCAGCAUCAAGAUGUUGUACACAGACUUCCUCCAGGACUUCCACGGGACCAUCGUCACCACGCCAAUGGGGGCUUCCGUUUCGGCCUUCCGCAACGCAUUCCGACCGGACAUUGUCAUCAUGGACGACGCAGGACUCAUGCGCGAGCUCACUACACUUGUCCCCAUCGUUUACUUCAGCCCCAAGGUCUGGAUCAUUAUCGGUGAUGUGGUCCAGGCUGUCCCGCACAUCACGAUGCAGCACGACCUCGGUCCCGGCACGACAACAUCUAACCCGUUCGCUGAGCAGCUGACCUUGUCCACCCUCGCCCGUGCUGUCGACGCUGGUGCGACCCGAUCGUACCUACUCAUCAACCAGCGCGCGUUUGGCAACUCUAUCUCCGUGUCCAACCACAUCUCCUACCACGGACUCAUGAAACCCAGCCGUCGCGGGAUCGACAAUUGGCCAGAGCCUCUCCGUGAGAUGGUCGCGCACUCUCGGAGCACCAUCCACAACACUCUUCCGCCGCAUCAGUGUAACGUGCUCGUCGAGUUCGCCGGGUCCCAGGCGACAGGGCUCACCACAUCGCUAACAAACACCGUUCAUCUAGCUUGGACACUCCGUCAGGUUAGAGCAAUCAUCGAAUCGGAACUUACCGGCCUCGGGAGGAACAACGGGAAACCUGUCGACGUGCUGGUCGUGGCUUUCUAUAAGGCACAGGCCCUAGAGUACCAGAAGGCGAUCAAGGCGAUGGUGGACCACGGCCAGCUACCAAAGGACGUCUACGGGCGCGUCAAGGUCAAGACUCUGGACGUCGCGCAGGGUGACGAGGCAGACUUCGUCUUUGUCGACUUCGUCACCGUAUCGCACCCGGGCUUUACCGGCGAGAAUUUCCGGAUUGCCCUCGCAACUACUCGCGCCCGGGGGAUGUCGAUCCUACUCCUGAACCGCGGUACCUUUGUCGGUUACGACAAGCCCGAGACUCGCAAGCGGGCGAACGUACUCUUCCGUCUUUACAACUACCAUGCGACCCGUCAGCUUACCGUCCGCAUUUGGUGCUGCCUUAAUAGCCAGACGGACGAUCACACUACGAGCAAUUGCACUGCGAUCCCGCCUGACAUGUCCAACAUUACGUGCGAGCGACAGAGCUGCGGCGUCGGGGGUCACAACGCGGCGACGUGUCCCACCCGUAUCUGCCGAAACUGCAACAUCGAGGGCCACAGCGCCAACGAGUGUGUCGAACAGCUCAUCUGUUCUCGCUGCGGUCGCGACGGCCACGUCUCCCUUACCUGCACCGCUACAACAGCCCACUUCCAAUGCCUCUCAUGCAACAUGGUUGGUCACGCUACUAAGGACUGCCCCAACAAGACCUGCAACCGAUGCGGCGAGAUUGGGCACAUGGCCGUGGGCUGCGACAAGCCCAGCGAGGAGAUCAAGCGCGAUGUCAUCUGCCGUCAGUGCGGCAAGGGGGGCCAUAUGGCCAAAGACUGCACGCAGCCUCUCAUCAUGACCUGCCGCGACUGUGGGGAACCGGGCCACCUUGCCAGGGUGUGUCCAACGCGCGAGUGCAGAAGGUGCAAGGGCAAAGGCCACACUGGAGCUGACUGCCCAACGCCGUGGUGCAGCCGCUGCCACGACUCUGGUCAUCUUCGGGGUGGUUGUCGCAAGCCCCCUCCUCUGUGUGGUCAAUGCAAAGGUCCCCACAAGACCGAAAACUGCCGGGUCGGCACCGAGCGAGCUCCGCGCGUGCAGCCGCAGAGCUUCGUUAAGCAUACUGCAGAUGUUUCCUCUGGCUGGGGCAAUGCGGAUGAGCACACUGGAGCUGCUCAGGUUGGUUGGGGCGAUGCGAACGACCAGGCCCCUGAGGAUCAUGAUUGGUGA